AUGCCUUCGUCUGCCGAGGGGUGGAGUCGCAGAGAAGCAACCAGCCAGCGGCGGCCCACUGCGCAUGUCCGAUCGGCGGUCACGUUGCAGCGCUCGGUCCAAUCAACGGAAACUUUCCUAACAGAGAUUUGUAAGAUGGCGACCGCCGAACCGGAAACCAACCCAAGUCCACCCCAGCCUGAUGAAGAUGGACCUGAGGAGACUGGUCAGGAGAUUGUGAGCCCAGAGGCCUACAUCAAGCACCCCCUCCAGAACAGAUGGUCUCUGUGGUUCUUCAAGAACGACAAGAGCAAAACAUGGCAGGCCAACCUGCGACUCAUCUCUAAAUUUGACACUGUUGAAGAUUUCUGGGCCCUGUACAACCACAUCCAGUUGUCAAGCAACCUCAUGUCAGGUUGUGAUUACUCCCUUUUUAAGGAUGGCAUUGAACCCAUGUGGGAGGACGAGAGGAACAAGCGUGGCGGGCGCUGGCUGAUCACGCUUAACAAGCAGCAGAGGAGAUUAGACCUGGACCGCUUCUGGCUGGAAACUCUCCUGUGCUUAGUUGGAGAGGCCUUUGACGACUACAGCGACGAUGUCUGCGGAGCUGUGGUCAACAUCCGCACAAAAGGAGAUAAAAUAGCUGUCUGGACAUCAGACUAUGAGAACCGGGAAUCUGUGACACACAUAGGGAGAGUUUACAAGGAGCGCUUGGGGCUUCCCAUGAAGAUGACUAUUGGCUACCAAUCCCACGCAGACACUGCUACCAAAAGCGGUUCAACCACCAAGAACAAAUUUGUUGUUUGAGAAAGCGCCCUAUGUGCCUCUGUCAGUUUCUUGUCUUAUUUGUUAUUGGUGCAUAUGUUUACUUUGCUGCAAAGACUCUGCGGAAUGCAAUCUGGAGGAAAAACACCCAAUUCCGAAACUACGUGCCAAAUGUUUCCAUAACCUGCCCAGGACUUGAACCACAGGAAAACAGAUGAAGAUCAAUCUUCCAAAACACUAACAGUGAGAGGUAUUAAUAGUGGAUGAGAGUUAGAGUGCUGCAUUACUCUACUAAAUAAAGUUGUGUUGAUUUCUUUUUUUUUUUAUGGAAGAGAAUCUUGAAAUGCUACCCAAAAAAGUAUAUUUCUCUCCCAUUUUCUACAGCAUCGUUGGUUUGCUGUAAUAAUGAUGUUAAACCCUUUUAAUUUAUUAUUAAUUUGCCUGCAUAUUAUUAGUUUGCCAGACCUUUGUUUUAUGCUUUUAUUGCCUUGAACUGUUGCACGUAAUCAACCUUUUUAAAGUAUUUCAUGACUCAUAUUCAUUUUGAGUGUUAAUAUAAUUAAAACAUUGGUUUUGCAAUUAUUAGUUGUUAAAUUGUGUAAUACUUUUUUUGCAACCUGUAAUUGGUACAUUCCUUGUAAAUGAUUUGCUUUUUGAUUUGCAGUGGUGCUGUAUUGUAGGAAAUUGACAUUUUGUCGCUGAGGACGCUUAUAGUAGACCAUCAUAUAGUCUUCUAGGGGUGGUCUACAUAUACCCAUAUACAAUAAGAAUACUACAGGAGACACAAUCCUAAAGAAACAGUAAAGUCUUUCCUUCGGCUUCCAAGUAGAUUAGGAAUUCACUGUUUGUCUUAGCUGGUGUGAAAGUGCCUAAUUCAAACCUACUCACCCUCAGCCCAUCAUCCUGAGAUCCCUUAAAAUGUCAGCAUAAAAAGAACUUUGAUAGAAAAGGUUACUGUGGGCCACAUGACUUCCCAUCUCAGUUCAUUGCCACCUUUAAAUAAUGUCACUUCGACAUGACAAAUGUCAUCACAUUCUCAAGGAUCGGCGUUCCUUAAGACAGCAGUCAGAGCAUCUGCAACUAGAUCCUUCUUGAUCUGAUAAAGUGUUAAGUGGCUGUAGAAGCUUCACUGUGUCCCCGUUGAAGUGACAGCGUGGUUGUGGUUAUAACCUUUAAAGGCCAUCUAUCAUGUAAGCUCCUUUGCAAGCAUGCACCUAAAUAAUAAGCGCAACAUAGUAAUAUAAGUGUAUGUUCAUGUAUCACAAAGUGCCUCAAUAAAAGCAACAGACAAAAUAAAAGCAAUAUAAGAGCGCAGAAAAACUUACCAAAGGCCAGUCCAAACAGGUGGGUUCUGUGUUGCAAUGCAAACUUUUAACAAAUAACUCGUUAUAAACAAAUAAUUUGUUGAAUAUCCCACAUCAUCUGUGCAAUGUAGAGCGUUGUGACUGUGAUCAUUCUAUAAAUCCAUGCCAAUCUAGUACACAGACCUGCAGCAUCAAAAUCUACAUUAAAGCUGACCCGCAUUCCACAAGAGGUGACUGCCACCAUAACUAAUUAAUUCAUAUAGUUUCACUUCCAAUAUGAAAACAAAGGUUAAAAAAUAAAGUACACUCUAACUUAUACAUAAUAAAUAAAUGUAGCAGAAGUUGGCCAAUGGAUGCAACACUUUCAUAACAAUAGCCCAUUUCUCAAACGUAUUAUUUUAAAUGUAUUGUUUCAACUCAAUAAAUGACAUUUUAAAAUG
This is a messenger RNA of Micropterus dolomieu (smallmouth bass), 2488 nucleotides long. RefSeq names its product eukaryotic translation initiation factor 4eb (gene eif4eb). Gene Ontology annotation, biological process: translational initiation. Lineage: Eukaryota; Metazoa; Chordata; Actinopteri; Centrarchiformes; Centrarchidae. Gene Ontology annotation, cellular component: eukaryotic translation initiation factor 4F complex; cytoplasm. The record is from RefSeq and is a predicted model, not a curated record. Gene Ontology annotation, molecular function: RNA 7-methylguanosine cap binding; translation initiation factor activity.